Molecule: messenger RNA, 1492 nt
Organism: Volvox carteri f. nagariensis
Lineage: Eukaryota; Viridiplantae; Chlorophyta; Chlorophyceae; Chlamydomonadales; Volvocaceae
Exons: 10
Coding region: 8-1150 (380 amino acids)
Biological process (GO): tetrahydrofolate interconversion
Cellular component (GO): cytosol
Molecular function (GO): methylenetetrahydrofolate dehydrogenase (NADP+) activity; methenyltetrahydrofolate cyclohydrolase activity
Source: RefSeq, a predicted model, not a curated record
AGAGAAAAUGCCUGAAGGAAUAUCCACAAACAUCAGCGCGGCGGCUGCAUCUGCUUCGCCGACGCCUUCCGCGCCGACUGGAUCUGCGACAGCAUCGGCAUCUCCAGCUUCUCCCUUUAUGAAAGCCAAUAUAAUUGACGGCAAGGCUGUCGCCGCAAAGAUCCGAGAGGAGAUAGCGGCGAAGGUUGCGGAGCUCAAGGCCAAAUACAACCGGGUCCCGGGGCUCGCAGUGGUGAUCGUUGGCGAUCGCAAGGACAGUCAGACGUAUGUGCGCAUGAAGCGGAAGGCUUGUGAGGAGGUGGGCAUCGCGCCUUUCGGAGCUGACCUACCGGCAACCGCCACCCAGGAGGAGGUGCUGGAGGCGGUUCGGGGUUUCAACGACAACCCUGACGUGCAUGGCAUCCUGGUGCAGCUGCCGCUGCCUAAGCACAUUGACGAGCAGGCAGUCCUCGGCGCCAUCAGCGUGGAGAAGGACGUGGACGGCUUUCACCCCUUGAACAUUGGGCGUCUGGCCAUGAAGGGUCGGGAGCCUCUGUUCGCUCCGUGUACCCCGGUAGGCUGCAUGGAGCUAUUGGAGAGGUGCAACAUCCCCAUCAAGGGCAAGCGCGCUGUGGUAGUGGGCCGGUCGAAUAUCGUGGGCAUGCCCGCGGCCCUGCUGCUCAACAAACGCGACGCGACCGUCACCAUCUGCCACUCGGCCACCAAGGACAUGGAGUCGAUUGUGCGGCAGGCCGACAUUAUCAUCGCCGCUGCCGGUCAGGCGCAGCUGGUUCGCGGCAGCUGGGUCAAACCCGGAGCCGCCAUCAUUGACGUGGGAACCAACCCCGUGGAUGACCCCUCUAAGGCCGCGGGCUACCGGUUGGUUGGUGAUGUGCAUUUUGAGGAGUGCAAGGAAGUGGCGGGCGCCAUAACGCCCGUGCCCGGCGGUGUGGGCCCCAUGACCAUCGCCAUUCUGCUCCGAAACACCCUGGACAGCGGAGAGCGCUUCAUCACGAGGGACGUGAAGUCCAAGGAAAGCAGCCGGAAGGGCCCCCUCUUGUCCCGUCUGGUUCCGGAGCGGGAGCAGCUCGGGCCUUGGUCGGUGGUGGCGGCAGGGUCGCUGCUGGCAGGAGCGGCGCUGCAGCGCGCGCUGGGGAGCAGGCGGCAGUAGUAGACAUUGCGAAGGAAAGGGUAGGAGCAGGAGGGUAGGAGCAGGAGGAGUAGGAAGAGAGGUGAACAUCAAGAGGGCUGGAAGAUGAAAGCGUUGGGAGUGGAGAGGCGGAUUAAGGCGUGCUGUGUGGCUUGGUUUUUUAAAUGUUAUUUCUCUCUCCCAACUGGAUUUAGGUGCGCUGCGGUCGGUCAUCUGAGGGCCGCAGCUAGUCGGCAUAUGUGGUUCUCCCUAGCUAUGAUGUGACUGCUCAGUGUCGUCAGGUGGGGUCCUUAGGCGGCAAGUAUGUAUUCUUUGGCCAGCUAAGCGCUGAGCAGCACCGCUGCCAGUCUGGAAGUAUGCUAC